GUUUGUGUUUGUAGCUACUAUCAAAUUUGAUUUUUGUAGCGAAACAAGAAAAAAUAACACAAGAUUUUAAAAAAUUUCGGGGUAUAUGCUGAGAAUCUAAAAGCUACUUUGGCAUUCACCGGAGAUGAUUAUAACACGCCACGUGGCGUAUGUAAGAAACUCCCCUCGUCGUAUAUACAAAAAAAAAAGACUGAAUUUUUUAAUAAUUUUUCUCUCAUUUCCUUAAAAAAAAAUCUGAACUAUCCAAAAUUGCUUCACUGUUCUCGCGGUUCUCUACUCAUCAAAUUUUUCUUCUUGAGAGUUCUUUUCUUCUGUUCAUCAUCAAAGAAAAAAAACCCUUAACUUUGGAGGCUUUUCUUUCCCAUUUUGAAGUCUCGAAUUCAUCUAAUUUUCAGAGAAGGUCGCCUCUGGAUUGCUUUGUUUAUGAUCUGUUCAAGUGGGAGAACGAUCGUAAUAGCUACCGGAAACUCAUUACCAUUCCAAGAAUCUUCCGGAGACGGGAUUCGAAUUCAUCUCCCGAUCAAUGUCGCAGCUCGUCGACGAUCACCAAUGAGAUCAAUCUCCUCGCCGUUGGUUCUGACACCUGGCACCAGCGCUCUCUUCUCCACGCGGGAGCUUAACCGCUUCGUUACAGUCACCCAAACGAAAGAGGAUAAACAGAGGAAGGGGAAAGUUUGCGUCUCGCCGAGGAAGAGGAGCAUCGUCUGCUGCAUUUCGCCGUCACCGACGCCGCAGCCGACGAAGACGGUGGUUGUUGAUGAUGAAGUGGCGGUUAGACGGGGUUUGGCAAUGCGGCGGGUUUUGGAGGAUAACGGCGGCGACGGAAGCUCCGUUAGAGACUUCUCCUUCUUCACGACUGAGAGAGGUGACACUUUGUUCACUCAGUCGUGGACACGUGUUGGCUCCGUUAAGAACAGGGGGAUUGUUGUUCUGCUCCACGGUCUGAACGAACACAGUGGAAGGUAUAAUGACUUUGCUAAGCAGCUAAAUGUUAAUGGAUUCAAGGUCUAUGGAUUAGACUGGAUCGGUCAUGGUGGAAGCGAUGGCCUUCAUGCUUAUGUCCCUUCUCUUGAUUAUGCUGUCACUGAUUUGAGCUCGUUUCUCGAGAAGGUGAUUGCAGAAAACCCUGGACUGCCCUGUUUUUGCGUUGGUCACUCAACAGGAGGAGCCAUCAUCUUAAAGGCUAUGCUAGACCCCAAGAUCGAAGCUCGAGUUUCAGGGAUUGUGUUAACUUCACCCGCCGUUGGAGUCCAACCAUCUCAUCCCAUCUUUGGUGUAAUUGCACCAUUCCUCGCGUUCCUCAUCCCAAGAUACCAGUUGAGUGCUGCUAAAAAGAAAAUAAUGCCCGUUUCUCGUGACCCGGAAGCUCUCCUGGCGAAAUACUCCGACCCGUUAGUCUACACCGGGUUUAUCAGAGCAAGAACCGGUUACGAGAUCCUUAGACUCGGUUCCCAUUUGCUGGAGAACCUGAAUAGAAUCAAGGUCCCGUUCCUUGUGCUUCACGGCACUGCUGAUACGGUUACUGAUCCUAAAGCUACUCAGAGACUGUACGAUGAAGCUUCCUCGUCCGACAAGUCGAUCAAGCUGUUUGAUGGGUUGUUGCAUGAUCUGCUCUUUGAACCGGAACGGGGAAUUAUCGCUGGUGUCAUAUUGGAUUGGCUAAACCGGCGGGUUUAAAUGUCUCAAAACCAAAUGUAGUAGUUGUAUUUAUCACGUAAUUUAUAUACGAUUGUGUAAGUAUUUUUAUUAAAACCGUGUUUAGAAUUUAAUUCUCAAGAAAAUAAAAAAAAUUAUAGAUUA
Messenger RNA from Brassica napus (rape), 1800 nucleotides. RefSeq names its product monoacylglycerol lipase-like. The record is from RefSeq and is a predicted model, not a curated record. Gene Ontology annotation, molecular function: lipase activity. NCBI's taxonomy places the organism in Eukaryota, Viridiplantae, Streptophyta, Magnoliopsida, Brassicales, Brassicaceae. The coding region runs from base 424 to 1677 and encodes 417 amino acids. The transcript has 7 exons. Gene Ontology annotation, cellular component: membrane.